Molecule: messenger RNA, 7620 nt
Organism: Podarcis lilfordi (Lilford's wall lizard)
Lineage: Eukaryota; Metazoa; Chordata; Lepidosauria; Squamata; Lacertidae
Source: the annotation of a GenBank genome assembly
AUGACCAGCUUGGGAAAUGAUUCUUUGUGUGAGGAGAGGCUCUGCCGGCUGGAUCCUGUUUCUGUUCGGGCUUCUACACCUGACCUGCACCCUUUGACCAUGACACCUCCUGCUCCUCUGAACCCAGAAGGGCUUCUGGGCCACUUUGGCAGAGCUGCGGGGAAGCCUCCAAACCAGCAGGACAGCCAGGCAACCCUGUCCCUGGGCGAAGCAGAACAGAAGAAUGGGGAGAGCUUUGCCCAGAAGGCGAGAGGGUGCUUUGAAAACACACUUUGCUCCGAUAAGCGAGCAAGCGCACUCGAAGUGGCAGAAGUAGCUGAAACUGCUGGAGGGGAGGAUUGCCAGUCGGCCGAGAUCAUAGAGGCUGAGAGACUUCCAAGCUCAGGUGAACCCAGCUCACCUGAAGAGGGAGUCAGCAAAGUCCAGUCUCAGGACCCCUCCCUGGAUGAACCAGGUUCAACCCCUGGCGCCCCGUCUGGCCAGUCAGGCCACCUCUCUCAUGAACAAGACAAAGACACGUCCGACCCUGUUCCGGAGAGCGUGUGGGACGCCUAUUUCUCAGAGGAGGAGAGCUUCCAGUUGUCUGUGUGUUCGGGGAUGCAGAAUUCUCCCCCUAGCUCUCCCGCGAAGUCCCCCGAGGCAGAAAGUGCUCCCAGUCAGAAGAACAUGGACUUUUUCUUCUCUGACAUCUCCAACAGUUCAGCCGAAUCUCACUCCUGCGAACGUUCUCCCAGGCCGCCUGGCAGGGGCGCUUCUGGGGCAGAAGGCGAUGGGCUCCCCACAGGGGGCUCUGACUGGGUGGGGAAGGGGGCCGAGGCAAGCGUGGAACCAGAUUCUUCCUCCGGCCCAGAAACCUCUGGCAUGGACUGGUUUGACGAAGACCCACAGGCGCCGUCCCAUCAGCCUGUGUCCCCCAGGGAAAGCACCCCAACUCCUAGCGGUGACCCCCCGUCUGAGCCUGACUGUCCCAUCAGCUUUGCUCCCGGUGAAUGUGGCGCCUACGACCUCCAAGAAGAGGGUGGCGCCUUCGAGGGAGAGGGCGGCCCCGAGGCUCCCAGCGUAGAGGGGUCUGGAUGGGCUGCCCCUCUACGAGCCCCACAACUGGUGCGGAGGAGGAAGAGGAAGAGGUGGCGAUGGAAAUGGAGACGGGGGGCCUUGGUCAGAGGCCAGAGAGGGCCCUUCUCCAGAGAAGCCCUGGAGGGUCCUCACGCCAAGGUAUGUUUGAAAACAUCUUCUGAAGGGGAAGGGAGGCAGAGCGGAUUGGGCCGGCCUCUCCAGGGCAGCAGCCCUGCUCAAGGAAGGUUUUGGUGUGCGGUGCUGUGCUUUGCUUUUACUAAGUUUUGUUGAGAGCCAGCCAGAGUGGCUGAGGCAACCCAGUCAGAUGGGCGGGAUAUUAUGUAUGUAUGUAUUAUUAUUAUUAUUGUUAGGCAAUGGGAGGUGGAAGGCAAUUUAGGGCUCAUCCAGACUUGCACUUGCCCUUUCUCUUUCUCUUGGGAAAACCUGUUCUUUACCAUUGAAUGGGAGCAAAUGUCAGGUGAGUUUUCUCUGGAAUGACAUUUGCUCCAAUUCAGCUCCAAAGAGCGGGUUUUCUGGGAGAAAGUGACCGGGCAAAGGCAAAACUGCCUGAAAAUCAUGGGACAAGCGGGAAAUGGCUUGGGCCCAUUCUUUCUAGGUACGUGGGAAUUUCAGACUUCCCAUCUGGAGUCUGGAAUGGUACAGUCUCAGGAUCGUGUGAUUUGUCUGCACGUAGACAUAGCGGCAAAUGUCACCUCUUCAAAAGGGUGCCAGAAAAGCAAGGCUGUUGCGCUUGGAGAGUCGGGUGGUGGAGGAGGAGCGUCUCCACCAGGAAAACCACCCCACUGCUUAGGGUAGACCAGAGGUAACCAGCUGACCCAGCCCAACUUGUCUUGGCUCGGGUGGCACCUGGGAGCACUUCCACACCGGUUGCUAAGGAAAGGAAAGCAAUGCUUCCAGUUCAUACCUUGUAGAGCUGGGUCAGGAGGGACCACCAUGGCAGAUGGUGUCGGAAGCCCCUGGAAGACACUGUAGAAAUCCCUCUUCCACCGUCCCUCUCUGGAUAAAGGCCAUCACCCAUCAGGACAUCAAGGCCAGUUGAGCCCCAGACUGGAAGGGGUCUAGACCAGUGGUUAGCCAGGUGGGGAGUGCUGCCCCUAGGGGGAUUACCUAGGGGGACACUAAAGGGCAGCAGGGGGCUCUGGAAGUGCAAACGACUAUCAGACUUUGAAAAGCUCAUAUCCCAGGAACAAGCGCCAUCAGUUCUGUUGAAUUAAUUAUAUUGAAUAGUUUUCACUGUAUGUUAAAUAAGCCUGCAAUUCAUAGUUUCUAUUCUGAAUUUUACUGUGUUUUCUUGAGUGAGUUGUGCAAACUUCUGUUCUGAAGAAUUUUUAUAGUGUAGGGUAGGGGGGACCUGAGGAUGGUUUUAUGGAACCAAGGGAAUGGCGAAGGUUUAGACAUUCCGUAACUUCUAGGAAUGCUUGCAGUGGUCCCACCGCAACCCUUUCAGCCACCUUGCUCCAAAAUUCUUUCCUCAGAUAUGGAGCGUGACCUUGGUGUUGACCCACCUUCUGCAUUAUCGUCUCCUGAUGCGAGGAGAGACGUGGAACAUCCCCAGGCACCACUGAAGAGGAAAUUGCCUUACGACGAGCAUCUCUGCCAAGACGGCGGUGGAAAUCUCACUUGCUCUCCAUCCAGGACAAUGUCUGUUGUUGCUGCUGCUUAUGAGCCAACCAGCUGCCCCAUGUUGAGUGAUGUGAAGAGCGAAGAUCUGGCUGCUUCUUGCUCCAGCCCAACUCAGGUGAGCAAUCCAGGUGAGCAUCCCUUGGCGCUGAACAGACCAGGCUCACCUCUGCCCUCCUCUGAGGAUCCUGGUUCUGCUGGCAUGGCUGGGAGCAUUGGGAAAGAUCCUGAGCAGGACCUGAUCAGCGGCAGCCGUGGAGCAGGAUGGGAAGGACAAGAGGACUCCAGCAGCCCUCCGCAAGAAGCUCCAGGGAACCCCUUGCUGGUCACAGGUGUGUCUGGCGAUCAGGUGCCUGCUUGCAGCCCCUCAGAACAGAAAGAUGGCGCCUCCGCUCUGGGUUGCUUGGCAGGUGCGCCUUGGGUUUCUCAGCGCUUCAAGGAAGAAAAGGACCCAUGUGGUCCUGGAGAAAGGAGGGACGGCCCCAGCUGUCACACAGCGUACCCCACAGCUUGCUCCCCAGUCAUCACAGUCCUGCAUAAGCCCAAAGCCUCAGCAAACAGCCAGUCAGAGCGUUUCACAAGCUCUGGAGACUUUGGAAACGGAGACCGGUUGCUCCUUCCUUGUUGGUUAGAAGAGGCUGAGUUGAGCUCGCAGCUGGAUAUGGAGCGCGUGUGCUCAGACGAUGAAUCUGUGGCCUGUCCUCCUCCUCCGGGCUCCGAAAGAGACUCCUCCAUGUCAGGAGACGGUGCUGGGCCUUCUGCGCCUCGGGAGGCUAAGGCGACGGGGCAGUUGGAUGGGGAGCAGUGGGGCUCCGACGAUGAGUCUGUGCCCUGCCCUUCCCCUCCGGGCUCUGAAGACGCAGGCUCCUCCUCCAAGUCGAGAGGCCCUCCCGGGGCUUCUGGUACCCAGUCACAGAGCGACCGCUGGCCUUAUGCUGCUGGAGCACAGAGUGAUGACCCGAAAGACUGGGCAUCCUGCGAGCAAGACGUUGAGUUUCAGUUGCAGGAGUGCCAGUCUGUCCUCAGAGAGAUCUUGCGGUCCCUGGAGUCCCUGGAAGGGAUUGACCGGCUGCAUAUGGAGAAGUGGAGGUAAAAUGUUCCCACUUUCUUUUGCUCGUAAAUUUUAUUACAGCUUUUUAUGAUACAAGAUAAUAAAAAAAAUCUGUAUACAAACAAGAAAAUGAGAGAGAAGCAGGUAUGGGGAGAGGAGAAGAAGAAAGGAAAAGAAAAGGGUGUCUCAUUCUCUGUCUGUCAGUUACAUAAAAAAAAUUAUUCAAAACAUUUGCUGCAUGAUACCAUCUAACUAUUCUACCUUCUAGAUUCAGGUAGGUAGCCGUGUCGGUUGAAAAAAAAAAUAUUCAGAUAUCUGAAGAAGUGUGCAUGCACACGAAAGCUUAUACCCAGAACAAACUUAGUUGGUCUCUAAGGUGCUACUGGACAAUUUUUAUUUAUUCUACCUUCUAUAAACCAGUAUUUUUCCAGUUUUCAAGCCUAAAUAUCAUGAGUUCAUUUUACUUUCCACACAAAAAGUCCAAAAGGGGCCAGCAAUAGUUUUCUCUAAUUAAAUGGAUUAGCUUUGGCUCCAGUACUUUCAGCAACCUGCCUUCCUACUAAAUAAUGGUAAAUCUUGCGCGGGAAAGAGAGAGAGAGAGAGAGAGCCCAGCAGGUGAGGUGUGGCUUAGACGUCAUCAGCAGAGUUUGCACAGCUCCAGCAGAACACUGGAGUCUUCCUGCUUCCCAGGAGUCAGCCUUUUCCAGAGUUCCUGGUUAAAAAGAACUCCUUUCCCACUAGGUUCGGUACAAAGUAUAAAGUGUUUAUCGUCUCAUGGCACAAGCACAAACACCCUGACUACAUAAACUUUUAAGAGAUGCUGGCACGUCAUGAACUAAUCUGCUGUUUUUCUGGUCUUGGAAGGAAACCUUGUAAAGACACAAGAGAGAUCCACUAGCCUCUUAGCUCUCCAUGCUCUUCCAAACUAAACAGCCUGUCCCCUUCCUCUCCUCUUCUGAGCAAAUCCCUCUCCCUCUUGCCAGUGCUGCUGAAGGCGGCCUUGGCUUUAUAUCGGCUUCUGCACUUAAAGACAUUCCUUAGAGGAGGAGACCUGCUUAGGCCCUUUGGGCUUCUCGGCCACCCAGGGCAGCUGGCAUGAUAACCCUGAACUAACCCAGACAUUAGUAGGGGGGAAUUGUGGGAAUUUUCCAGAGUCACUCAGAGGAUGAUGAGGAUGAUGAUCAGAGUUCGGAUUCCGGCUCAGUGGGCGGUGCUGCUGCUGAUGUCAGCGACAAUGAUGACACAGCAGACUACAAGAGCACAAAGGCCUCAAUCAGACCAUCUGAUGGGUCUGACACUGAACUGGAAGAACCACUGUUCACCAUUGGCCACUUGUCUCCUAAGAAAGAGGAGAUGAAUGCAGAAGGCUUGCCUCUAGUACGCAGAUCUGAAAGGGCCACAAAGGCAAACCUCCAAAGAGAUUUGCUGAUGAGUUUGCUAAGACAGCAACUGCUGUUCUUGGUAGCUCAGAGAAGGUGUGGGAACCAUCAAGCUUCAAAGAGGUGCAGGAGUUAACCUCUAAAGAUGCUGAACCAUGGCUUAAUGCCAUGAAGGCUGAAGUUGAUUCCUUGAAUAGGAACCAAACCUGGGACCUGGUGUUAAUAGUCCCAGGAAUGAGGCGGUUGGGCUGCUCAAGACACGGGUUCACCCCUUUCCCACAUUACACCCGCAAAGAUAACUGUUUAAAAAGGUAAUCAAACGUCAAUGGAAUUUAAACUGUGUGCGUAUUAGAGUGAAGUUGCUGGUUGCUGAUGCUUCGUUUUCUUUCUCCCCUAAAGAGAGCAGGUUGCGUCUCUCCAGAACGCCACCCAGAUGCCCCAGACCCACAUCGCGGUGGUGGGCAACACGGGGGCAGGGAAGAGCUGCCUGCUGAACGCCCUUCUGGAUGAGGAGGCCGUGCUGCCCACCUCGGCCAUGAGAGCCUGCACCGCCGUGGUGGUGGAGGUCUCCCGGGCAGACGGGAGCAGCCCCUACGAGGCGGAUGUAGAGUUUCUCUCCCGAGAGGUAGGUUGGGCGGCUGGGGGGCAGGUCCCCCCCCGGCUCUCUUCUGCAGGGGCUGGUCUCCUGGGUUGGGGUCCGUGGGGGCACCGGAGGCUAAGACAACCUGGAAGGGGCUAGUGGGGAGCGGAGGGCAACAAAGCAGCCUGGGAUUGUUAUGGAAGGAAUUGUAAAUAAAACUGCCCCAGUAUCAUGUAAUAAACAAAAAUCUGCCCUUAUUCCCUUAUGGGGAUGCAAGAGCCCUUAUAGAGUCCUUUGUAGGUUCUCCAUCGGUCAGAGAAAAUAGCAGAGGCCAACCGGAGAAUAUUGAGAAGCAAAGCAGCUAGUAAGCCUGGUCUUUAUUGAUCUGUUGCAACAGGGUGCUCCCCUCACACACAGGAAAGGAGGAGGACCCAGAACCCAGGGGGGCCCGCCCUUAUGUAGACAUUUUAAAUUGCCUUCCCUGGUGCUCAAGACAACCCCCAAACAUCAUACCUACAUCACAGAAAGGGCAGUCUACAAAAUAAUAAUAAUUAUUAUUAUUAUUAUUAUUAUUAUUAUUAUUAUUUCUUAUUUAUACCCCGCCCAUCUGGCUGAGUUUCCCCAACUACUCUGGGCAGCUCCCAAUCAAGUAUUAAAACAAUACAGCGUUAAAUAUUAAAAACUUCCCUGAACAGGGCUGCCUUCAGAAAUCUGAGUGCGUUGUUUAUCUCCUGUCUGGCAAGUUACCCAUUAAUGGUCACUUGACUGGAUUACAUAUAAAGGUAAAGGUACCCCUGCCCGUACGGGCCAGUCGUGUCCGACUCUGGGGUUGCGUGCUCAUCUCGCUUAAGAGGCCGGGGGCCAGCGCUGUCCGGAGACACUUCCGGGUCACGUGGCCAGCGUGGCGAAGCUGCUCUGGCGAGCCAGCACCAGCGCAGCCCACAGAAACGCCGUUUACCUUCCGGCUGUAAAGCGGUACCUAUUUAUCUCCUUGCACUUUAAGGGUGCUUUCGAACUGCUAGGUGGGCAGGAGCUGGGACCAAAAGACGGGAGCUCACCCCGCCGCAGGGAUUCGAACCGCCGACCAUGCGAUCGGCAAGUCCUAGGCACUGAGGAUUUACCCACAGCGCCACCCGCGUCCCUGGAUUACGUAUAUAUGACCUUAAUUUUUUUUAUUUCAAUCAUAAUGCCAUUAAACAAAUACAUUUAUUGACAAGCUGCAAGGUGUGCAGAAGAUGAUCAAGGUCUGGAAACCAAGCCUUAUGAGGAAUGGUUGAAGGAGGUGGGUAUGUUUAGCCUGGAGAAGAGGAGACUGAGAGGAGAUAGGAGAGCCAUCUUCCAAUAUCUGAAGGGCUGUCACAUGGAAGAGUGAACAAGCUUGUUUACUCCUGCUCUGAAAGAUAGGACUCAAACCAGUGGAUUCAAGUUACAAGAAAGGGAAUUCCUGUAAACAUCAGGAAAGACUUUCCGACCGUAAGAGUUGCUUAACAGUGGAAGGGUCUCCCUCAGGAGGUGGUGGACUCUCCUUCCUUGGAGGUUUUCAAGCAGAGGUUGGGGGCUGCUUGCCAGGGACUCUCCAGCUGGGAUUCCUGCAUUGCAGGGGGUUGGACUAGAUGACCCUGUGGGGUCCCUUCCAACUCUAUGAUUCCGUGAUUCUAUUUAAAAGCAGCCUUUGCCAACCUGGUGCCCUCCAGACUGGACUCCCAGCUCCCAUCGCCUUUGUGCUGGUUGGGGGUGGUGGGAGUUACUUUUAGAGUAAUUUAUCUAUUCUGUUCUCCAUCGUGCUUUCCCUCCUGCAGGAGUGGGAGAAGGAGCUGAAGGGUCUCCUUGAAGACAUGAAGGACAAGUUUGGCCACCUGAAGAGCGCUGCCCGGAUCGCAAGACGGAAGCUGGGGCCGCCUACAGCCGUGUGA